ACGAGGAACACGUGAAGGCAUCAUUUUCUUCUGCAUACGAGGAGCCAGCUUCCUGGUGUGGACUCAUAAUAAUGGACUGUUGAGAGAGGGAGAGAGUAGACAGCUCUCGGUGUGAUCUGCGGCGAUAGUGACCAGUAAGGACACCGACUUCAGUCUGAGGAAUGUCAGACAUAAACAAAUCUGCAGAGGAUGGUGGAGCCUUCUCCUCGAAGGUCAUAAACAUUGUGUUUAUCACACUGCUGUUGGACCUGCUGGGAUUUACACUGAUUCUACCUCUACUACCAUCCAUUUUAGACCAUUAUGCACAAACCGGGGAUGGCGUAUAUCAGUCUCUGCAGAGUCUUGUGGACUUGUUUAGGGAGGCCUUGGGGAUCCCUAUGGAAGAAAAAUACAACAGUGUCCUGUUUGGAGGUCUGAUAGGGUCGCUGUUCUCACUGCUGCAGUUCCUGUCAUCACCUGUAACCGGAGCCCUGUCUGACCGUUAUGGUAGGCGGCCCCUGCUCAUUCUUACCACAUUGGGGCUGAUGUCCUCCUAUGCGGUCUGGGCCGUUUCCCGGAGCUUCAGCAUGUUCCUUUUGUUUCGAGUAAUUGGUGGCAUUUGUAAGGGCAACGUCAGCCUCUGCACUGCCAUCGUUGCCGACUUGCCUUGCCCAAAAGCACGGAACAGAGGAAUGGCUAUGAUCGGCAUCGCCUUCUCCCUAGGCUUCACUGUGGGCCCGUUGAUGGGAGCCUACUUUGCCCUCCGCUCCAGAACAACGGGAAAUGUCUUCUACCAAACUCCAGCUCUGCUCGCCUUGGCCUUCAGUGUUGCUGACCUGCUCUUUAUUUGGGUCAUGAUGCCAGAGACGCUCACAAAGGAUGCCAAGGCUUCAUCUUCUAAGUUUGGGGACUCCAGUGACUUUCUCAACCCGUUAUCGUUGUUCCAUUUUUCAGCUGUUAGCAGAACAAAAGAUCCACCUCCAAAACAAAGAAUGCAGAAACUUCAAGCGUUGGGUCUGGUUUAUUUCUGCUACCUCUUCCUGUUCUCUGGUCUGGAGUUCACUCUGAGUUUUCUGACUCACCAACGCUUCCACUUUACAAGUAUGCAGCAGGGAAAGAUGUUCUUCUUCAUCGGUGUCAUCAUGGCCUCCAUACAGGGGGGUUAUGCUCGCAGAAUCAAACCUGGGCAGCAUAUCAGGGCUGUUCAAGUGGCAAUCAUUGCAUUAAUCCCAGCGUUUAUCCUCAUUGGGCUCUCAUGGAAUAUUACAAUGCUUUACGUUGGAUUGGCGUUAUACUCAUUUGCGGCUGCAAUAGUUGUCCCAUGCCUGUCUACACUUGUUUCUGACCACGGGUCAGCCAAUCAGAAGGGCACAGUGAUGGGGAUUCUGCGAAGUUUGGGCGCUCUGGCCAGAGCACUGGGACCAGUUGUAUCAUCCUCUGUAUACUGGAUAGCUGGAGCUCAGAUCUGCUUUCUCCUUACAUCGGCCUCUUUCAUUAUUCCUCUGGCUCUCCUGAGAACAGCCAGCAGGCUAAAGGAGGAGUGAAAGACUGAUUGCAGACAUUUUUUAUGUUUGAAUUAAUGUUAUAAUGUUUACAUCGGCUGGGAGAAAAAGCAUUAAUGUCUUACUCUGAUACAUACAAACAUAAUAAUGAGAUGUAUACCCUUUGCACUGUUUGCAAAGUAUCCUCACAUGAAAUAAAUCUUUCAUGAUGCAGAUGCCAAAAACCAAGUACUAAUAUUAAACAAAUUACAUUUUACCUUUUGAAUGUGCACAUGUAUGUGGGUUACAGAGAACAACUAUGCUUGUAGAUAUUUUUUUAUAAUGCAUUUUUUAAGAAUUCACAAGCAGCAUUGUACUUUAAAGUUGAAUUAUUUUAUGUUUUUCUUAUUGUUUUGGAUAUAUAUUGUAUCACACUUCUUCUUUUUUAAUAAACUUUCAUUUAGUAUU
This is a messenger RNA of Gymnodraco acuticeps, 1928 nucleotides long. RefSeq names its product major facilitator superfamily domain containing 10 (gene slc75a1). Gene Ontology annotation, biological process: transmembrane transport. The record is from RefSeq and is a predicted model, not a curated record. Gene Ontology annotation, cellular component: brush border membrane. Lineage: Eukaryota; Metazoa; Chordata; Actinopteri; Perciformes; Bathydraconidae. Gene Ontology annotation, molecular function: transmembrane transporter activity.